This is a messenger RNA of Capronia epimyces CBS 606.96, 474 nucleotides long. RefSeq lists its product as uncharacterized. The record is from RefSeq and is a predicted model, not a curated record. Lineage: Eukaryota; Fungi; Ascomycota; Eurotiomycetes; Chaetothyriales; Herpotrichiellaceae. The coding region runs from base 1 to 474 and encodes 157 amino acids. The transcript has a single exon.
AUGCUCCCCCAGGCGGAAAUCGACCGACUGAACCAAUUUCAUACCGGCCAUUUUCCCGGCCAACCCAUUCCAAAUCUAGUCGAAUCCCACCCACACAUCCCUGAGGAGGUGGAAAUAGAUCAAAACAAUCCAAGUGAUGGCGGUGACGGACUAGGUUACUAUGAGGAUGGGGCCAAGAGGACCCUCACAGAUGAGCAAAUUGAGAUGUUCCGACAUUCCGAGAUCCAGCGCUUGCUGAACGAGAGACGGGUGACCAGAGAGAAGGAAAAGAAAGAAGAGAAGCGAAGAUUAAGGAAGGAAAGAGGCACGGAAAGACCUGGCGCCGUUGAGCGCAGGAAGCGCCGUUUCGAUGAUCAACCAGAUUCCGUGCAGACGAACAUUGACACUUUGAUGUACGACGACGUCCAAGACCAUAAUGCAGAGUCAGAUCGGGCGUCAAAGAAUUUCAUGUGGCCCAAGAUCGGAUCGGAUUAA